AUGGCAGUUGAGGAAGACACACCCGAUACUCAACUGCACAUGACGCGAAUGCCUAGUUUUCUUAGCCUCGCCACAUCCUACGGACUACGUCCCAAUGCUGGAUAUGGUGAUGGUAUCAUAAUUGGGUUUGUCCACACGAGAAUUUGGCCGAAAAAUGCAGGCUUCCGUGACGAAAGACUGUUGCCCUUAACAACAGCAAAUGGUGAGGAAUCUGCCAAGAAGGCAUCAAUUUCUCCACCGAUGACUGCAACAACAAAAUCAUUGGUGCCCGCUUCUUUGCCUCCAGAAUCAAUGCUCUUAUCGGUCGGCGAGUCGAUGGCGAUGGGGAGUACAAGUCCCCACGAGAUGCUACAGGCCAUGGAUCAGUUGUUGCUUCAAUUGUCGUUGGAGCUGAGAUUUCCAAUCUGUACUUUAACAAAUACUCUUGCUGCAAUUGAUGCUGCCAUCUUUGAUGGUGUAGAUUUGUUGUCAGUCUCCAUGGGAAAUAACUCUCCCAAGCCAUUUUACAAUAAUGUUUACAUGAUUAGUACAUUGAAAACUGCUCAAAAGGACAUUUUUGUGACAUUCGGCGCAGGGAACAUGGGCCUGACACCAUUAACAAUAGUGAACUCGGCUCCCUGGGUGACCACUGUUGGCUCCAGCACCAUUGACAGAACCUAUCCUGCAAAGGUCCGACUCGAAAAUGGAGAACAAGUCCCCGACAACUCUCUCUACUGUGGUAGAUCAAUCACUGAUGAUGCUUUUCCCCUCCAAUUCUAUAGCACUUGCACCUAUGACAACGUACCUUCAGAUUCUAUCAAGGUCAUCGGCGGAGAAAUUGCUGCUUUCUUGGCAGAUUCCUCACCAUUUGCUGCUGUUAAGUGGCAACAGUCCUUUGUCAUGGAAGCCUACAUUCUCCGGCCAAAUUCCCGUAUAAACAAACCCAAUUAUGAUACCAUUACCACACCCAGCAUUGGGAUGUAG
This is a messenger RNA of Camellia sinensis, 963 nucleotides long. NCBI's taxonomy places the organism in Eukaryota, Viridiplantae, Streptophyta, Magnoliopsida, Ericales, Theaceae. The record is from RefSeq and is a predicted model, not a curated record.